Messenger RNA from Plasmodium gallinaceum, 2028 nucleotides. RefSeq names its product apical sushi protein, putative (gene ASP). NCBI's taxonomy places the organism in Eukaryota, Apicomplexa, Aconoidasida, Haemosporida, Plasmodiidae. The transcript is spliced from 4 exons. The record is from RefSeq and is a predicted model, not a curated record. Bases 1 to 2028 code for a protein of 675 amino acids.
AUGAAUAUAAUAUGUAACAUAUUAAUAUUUUUAUUAUAUUAUAAAAUAACUAAAGCAUCAGAUAAAAAAUAUAAUAAAAUCUUGAGUUCUAGUAGCAAAUUAAAAGAAAAUUCAAAUAAUUUGGACUUAUUAAACUUAAAAAAAAAUGAAAUAAGAAAUCAACAAAAAAAAAUUAAAAUAUUUAAUGAAUUGUCUAAAAUUGAAAGUAUAAAUAGUCACCCAUAUUUUAGAUCCAAAUUUUCAUUUUUUCAGAAUAAUGAUAAUGCAAAUGAUACUAAUUCAAUAGAUAAAAAAAAUGAUGAAAAAGAAAAUAACAAUAUUAGUAAUACAAAGCAUGAAUUAAUAGAUGUUAAAUCACAAUUAGAAGAACAAGAAAUUAUCAGAAGAGGAGAACAUUUUUAUUUGAAUGGUGGUAGUGCAAAAUAUGAAUAUAAUAACGAUGAAGAUUUUUUUAAAAAUUUUCAAAAUAAUCACAAUAAUAAAAUUGAAAUUUAUAGUCCAUGUUUUGAUCUAACAGAUAUGAAAACUUGUAAGGAGAAUCAGGCAUGUUUUUAUGAUAACAUAUAUCAAUCAUGUUUUCAGAAUUGUAAACUUUUAGAAGAAAAAGAAUGUUUAAAAUAUACUGAAUGCAAAUUUUCUAAUAAUGGUUGCGAAAAUCAAGGUUAUGUAAAUCUUCAAGUAUUUGGUAAUGAUUUAGGAUCAGGGAUAAGAGCAUGUGAAUUAUUUGAAACGGAAGAAUCUUGUUAUCUCAUGGAAAAACAUUAUAAACAAUUAGAAGAUGAAAACAAAACCAACUUCAAUUGCAUGUGGUUAUCGUAUAAUCAUGAGUGGAAGGAAUAUGAAAAAGAAAUAAAAAAUAAUAAGAAAGAAGAAAAUGAGAACAUUGAAGAGACUAAGAAUAUAAGAGGAGAAAAUCAACAAAAAGAAAAAAAUGAUGAUAUUAAUUACAAUACGUUAAGAAAUGAUAAGCCAGGUGAAAUUGCGAAAAAUGAAAAAUUUCUUUCUUUAUUAGAGUUACACUUAAAUGAAAAAAAAAAAAAUAGCUCAAAAAGCAAAAGCAAAAAAAAAAAAGAAAGUGAAGAGGAGAAUGAUGAUUUUGAUGAAUAUAAUGAAGAAGAAAAUGAACAAAAUAUGAAUGAAAGUGAUCAUGAUAACAAUAAUGAAGAUGAAGAAGAAGAUUAUGAUGAAGAGAAUGACGAAGAAUACACAAUUAAAAAAAAAAAUAAGAAAGAUAAUAUGGAAUCUAACAAUGAAAAUUUAAAUGAAACUAAAAAUGUUGAUAAUAUAGAAAAUGAAGAAAGAUAUACAAAAAGGGAAAAUAUUUUCAAAAAAGACCAAGUGAAAAUUCCUGAAACUGACACAAUAAAUGAAAAAAGUGAAAUAUUAAUAGAAACUAUCAAUGAAGAUAAGCAAAAGAAGAAUGAUAAAAGUAAUUCUUCCAUUGAUAUAAAUAGCAAGAAUGAAAAAGAAUACACUGACCCUUUGUACAACGAUGAAAACAAUAAUGUUCAAAAUGAAAAAGAAAUAUCAAAACAUGAUUUUAACAGGAAAAAAAAUAAUAAAGAAAACGAAAAAUCAUUAAAAGUUGAAACACAUAUAUGUGCUAAUUUAAAUGAAAGACCAAAUCCAUCUAUCUUAUUAGAAGGAGCAUUAUUAGCUGAAAAUGAAGCUGAAUUGCAAAAAAUUAAGAAAAAACAUAAUGUUUCUGAAAAUGAAAUAUGCGAGAGACCAAGAAAAGAACCUCAUGUUUCUCUUAUACCUGAUAAAAAAUAUUAUUUAAUUGGAGAAAAAAUUGAAUUUAAAUGUAAAGAUGGAUAUAAGUUUAUUGGUACUACAAAUGUUGCUGUGUGUAUAGGAAGAAAUAAAAUAAUGCCUAAUAUAACUUGUGAAUCUUUAAAAGAUUUUGAUGAAACUGAAAAAGCAAAUAUACAAAAAAUUAAUAAUAUAAUUAGUUCAGAGACAAAAUAUACAUUUACAAAAUUAAUAGGUUUUAUUAUUUUAAUUUUAAAUGUUUUAUAUUAUUUGUAA